GGGGACUGGAGGUCGGCAGUCGGCUCGGCGGCCCUCAGCAUGAACCCCAUCCAGAGUUUCCACUGUAAGCUGCGGGGUCUGGCCACCACGCUGGACAGCGAGACGGCCCGGCUGCUGAGAGCGCUGGACGGCGAGGACAGCGAUUUUGAAGAUUCUCCAGGGAGAAUUUUGCAUGACCUUCAUUCAGAAGUCCAGACUCUAAAGGAUAGUGUUAAUGCUCGUCUCGAUGAAGCAAGGUUGGAGAACCAAGAAAGCACAAGCUUCAUCAAGGCCACGAAAGUGCUGAUGGGAAAAAACUCAGCAGACAGCAGGAACCUCAGAGAGUUUUUCCAGAAGUAUGGCUACCAAGCACGUGACAAGGAGGAUUCAGGAUGUGAGCACAGAGUGAAUAACUCCACCCCAGAGUUAGCUGUGUGUAAAGACAUUCAAAAGCCUGGUGUGAAGGAGCUGUCUGAUCCCUGUGUUCCGGGCGGUUCUGUUUCUGAAGAGCCUCUGCAAAGCCCACAGCUCUCAGACUUUGGACUUCAGCGGUACAUGAUUUCCCAAGCCCCAGCAAACCCUCCCCAGACAGCUGCCAACCUCAAAGAAGAACGUGUACCUGAAACCCCUCCUGCCAAAGAACCCUCUGUCCAAGUGCUGAAGACCCCUAGAUGUGCUCUAAAGAUGGAUGAUUUUGAGUGUGAAACUCCUAAAUUAGAACACUUUGGUAUAUCUGAAUAUACUAUGUGUUUAAAUGAAGAUUACACAAUGGGACUUAAAAAUAUGAAGAACAUUAAAAGUUCCCUUCUGAGCGGUGCCAGUGGAGAAGCCAUAGGAACAGGGCCCGUGACCAGUGAUAAUUCUUUUGCCAUUCCUGGUCCCAUAAUCCAGCAGAUGGAAAAAAGCGAUGUGGAAUACAUAAGUUCACCAUUGCCACCUAAAUUCUGCACUCCUGGUUUGAAAAUUCCUUCUACAAUGGACAGAACAGAUUUGGUAUCUAUAGAUUAUCCACUAUCAAAACCAAAUAGUUCAUCAACUGAUUUGGAAAUUAAAGAUUGUGCUCCAUUAAUUUUAAAUUCAGAUGAAAGCUAUCAGAGUUUUGCAGACCCCCCUUCUUCAGCAAUUAUUUCUUGUGAAAGUUUCGCAACACCCUCUCCUCCGAAAGUCACUGCAAUUCCAGAAGACAUUCUCCAGAUGAUAACAAAGCACAGCUCAAACCUAGCUUCUCCCAUGGAUGUUAAAGUAAUGCCACGGAGGAAGGGCUUCCUCAAGUAUGAGGGGCAGAGCACCCGAGGCGCUGCCAACAAGGAAAACUGGUAACGGAAUUCUACAGUGGAUACAUCCAAUACAGAAGCUAGACAGAACAGGAAAGUGAGCUGGACUAAGGUUCUCAGAAUUGUAACUGGUUAGCACAGACCAGUAGAGUCAGAGGGAGGGCUCCUGCUGGCAGUCUUCUUUCUCCCAGCCUCUCUCUUAUUUCAUUCUUAUGUGAAUGUUUCUGUUUCACCG
Mus pahari (shrew mouse) is the source of this 1488-nucleotide messenger RNA. RefSeq names its product spindle and kinetochore associated complex subunit 3 (gene Ska3). Lineage: Eukaryota; Metazoa; Chordata; Mammalia; Rodentia; Muridae. The coding region runs from base 40 to 1299 and encodes 419 amino acids. Gene Ontology annotation, biological process: mitotic cell cycle; chromosome segregation. The record is from RefSeq and is a predicted model, not a curated record. The transcript is spliced from 9 exons. Gene Ontology annotation, cellular component: spindle microtubule; outer kinetochore.